UCGAUCGCGAACCGCCAGAGCCGCCAAAUACCUCUCGUACAUCUCCAAGAACACCAAGAACAGGAGGUAUUCAUAAAGAGGAGGUGCGAAGAGCUGGCCCUCACUUUUUCAAGGCAGCCGCAGAACACUACGAGCCCCGAAUCACUGCCGCGGCUGACUCACGCGGAUGCUGUGCUGCACCCUGCACUGCACAUGGUUCGAAGCACACUUCAGGGGACCAGUGCAUGCCCCUGAUGCAUCGUCGCGGUCCCGGGGAUCAUGGCAUCGAUGAGCUCGCUUUCGCCUUGUCCAAGGUAGCAGCGGAACACUACGGGCAGGCCCGGAGUCACCGCACCGGCUGGCUCACGGGCGUCGUCCUGUACUCUCCACGGCACUGCGUGUGGCUUAACCGGCCAAGCAGAGGGUCACUGCAUGACCUUUAUGAGGCGUCGCUAGCCAUUGUUUCAAAUCGUCCUGAUUCAUGGGCCAAGCCUUUCAAGACUGCACUCUUAGGCCCAGUCCUUUUUGGUGGAUCGGAUCUUGCCAUCUUCCCCUCUCGUGGCUUCCUGUUGUACUUAAAUAAAUUGUCAUAUUUUUUUCUUAUGGUGGUGCAUACGUUUUGCCACACUUCACAAAAACAGUGUGGUGAAUCCAUGCCGCAGAUUACUGUGAAACGUGCAGGAAGGGUAAACUCCGAAAAGGUUUAUGGAAAGAAGAUAGACAUCCCCCAUUAUUUUUUUCUGGACACUCUAAGCGUGCUAUCUACGCAGUAUUUCUGCCUAUCAUGGCAUCGGCUUUUGACCAUUCACGCUUGCAAGGAAAGGCUAUCAGCAAGAAGGGUUACGAAGUCUGUGUUCUGUUUGCAUUUAAUUACUGAAACAAGAUUUAUAGACUUUACCAAGUGUAUUUUAACAUAACUAAAUGUUUAAACUUUAGAUCUUUA
Ixodes scapularis (black-legged tick) is the source of this 922-nucleotide messenger RNA. RefSeq lists its product as uncharacterized. The record is from RefSeq and is a predicted model, not a curated record. The coding region runs from base 225 to 896 and encodes 223 amino acids. The transcript has 4 exons. NCBI's taxonomy places the organism in Eukaryota, Metazoa, Arthropoda, Arachnida, Ixodida, Ixodidae.